AUGGUCGCUACGUCCACCGUGCUGGCCGGUGCUUGGUGGGUGGCUGCGGGCCUCUGUGCCUCCGAUAGUACGGCCACGGCCACGAGCUCGGCCGUCAGAGCCCAGUUCACUGUCCCCGAGUCAGCCGAUGUCGGCCAGAACUUGCUGCCCUGGAUCAACGACCCUGAGGCCAUCGACCCGCAGGCUGUGUGCCCUGGCUACAUUGCAACGGCCGUGACCUCGAGCGGUGGUCACCACCACGACAGCCACGGCCGCGAUGCCAACACCACCGCUUCGGGCGUUGGUGCUACCUUUUCCGCCUACCUGGACCUCGCCGGCGAGCCCUGCCACGUGUACGGCAACGACGUCGAGCACCUGGUGCUGACGCUCGAGCUGCAGGCCGUCGACCGUGUGCGUGUCAACAUUGCGCCGCGCUACAUUGGUGCCCAGAAUGCCUCCUGGUUCGAGCUGCCCGAAGUGCUGGUGCCCACACCGUCCGGGACCUACUCACCGCCGGCCGCAACGUCGUCCAGAGCCGUGAGACACCACGCAGCUUCCGGGGAUGCAGCUGCCGGCGGCUCGCUGACGCAGUCGGACCUGGCAUUCAGCUGGUCCAACUCGCCCACGUUUGGCUUCGCCCUCACCCGCAUCUCCACGGGCGACGUUCUCUUCUCGACCAACGGCACGAAGCUUGUGUACGAGGACCAGUUUAUCGAGUUUGUCUCGCCCCUGCCCGAGAACUACAACCUAUACGGCCUCGGCGAGGUGAUCCACGGUUUCCGUCUCGGCAACAACCUGACGCGCACUAUAUUUGCCGCCGAUGCGGGCGACCCCAUUGACGGAAACAUUUAUGGCAGCCACCCAUUCUACCUGGAUACGCGCUACUUUGACAAAGCCACCGGCAAGUACGCUGCCAACGCCACGGCCGGUUGCAGCUCGUCGCCGACCGCGUACGAGUCCUACACACAUGGCGUCUUCCUCCGCAAUGCCCAUCCCCAGGAGGUGCUCCUGCGCGAGUCCAACAUCACCUGGCGUGCGCUCGGCGGCGAGAUCGACCUGUACUUUUACGCCGGCCCCUCUGCCCCCGACGUCAUGCAGUCCUACCAGCAGACCACCGUCGGUCUUCCUGCCCUGCAGCAGUACUUUGCCUUUGGCUACCACCAGAGCCGCUGGGGCUACGAGAACUGGACCGUCCUGCAGGGCGUCGUCGACAACUUCAAGGCCGCCGACAUCCCGCUCGAGACCAUCUGGACGGACAUUGACUACAUGAACCAGUACCGCGACUUUGACAACGACCAGACGCGCUUCGGCUAUGCCGAGGGCGCCGACUUCCUCCGCCGCCUGCACACCAAUGGCCAGCACUACGUCCCCAUUGUGGACUCGGCCAUCUACGUGCCCAACCCCAGCAACAAGAGCGACGCCUACCCCGUCUUCGACCGCGGCGUCGCUGCCGACGCCUUUCUGCUCAACCCCAAUGGCUCGCUCUACAUUGGCCAGGUCUGGCCGGGCUACACCGUCUUCCCCGACUGGAUCGGCGCUGUGCUCAACGGCUCCGGCGCCUUUGGCUGGUGGACCAACGAGGUCGUCAACUGGCACAAGAACGUGUCCUUUGACGGCAUCUGGAUCGACAUGUCCGAGGUCUCGUCGUUUUGCGUCGGCUCCUGCGGCAGCAACAACCUGACGCUCAACCCCGUCCACCCCAGCUUCCUGCUGCCCGGCGAGCCCAACAACCUCAUCACCCAGUUUCCCGAGGGCUUCAACAUCACCAACAGCACAGAGGCGUCGUCGGCGUCGUCUGUCGCGUCGUCGCAGGCUGCGGCCACCUCGACGCCCGCCUCGCCGUCGACGAGCACCACGUACCUCCGCACAACGGCGACGCCCGGCACCCGCAACGUCAAUUACCCGCCCUACGUCAUCAACAACGUCCAGGGCGACUUGGCUGUGCAUGCCGUCAGCCCCAACGCGACGCACCACGGCGGCGUGCUCGAGUACGACACCCACAACCUCUACGGCCACCAGAUUCUGAAUGCCACCUACAAUGCCCUGCUGUCCGUCUUCCCCGGCAAGCGGCCCUUCAUCAUCGGACGCUCGACGUUUGCCGGCUCUGGUAAAUGGGCUGGCCACUGGGGCGGCGACAACACCAGCUUGUGGGCCUACAUGGUCUUUUCCAUCGCCCAGGCGCUCUCUUUCUCCGUCUUUGGGGUCCCCAUGUUCGGCGUCGACACCUGCGGUUUCAACGGCAACUCCGACAUGGAGCUGUGCGCCCGCUGGAUGCAGCUGUCUGCCUUCUUCCCCUUUUACCGCAACCACAACACCCUGAGCGCCAUUUCACAGGAACCCUAUGUGUGGGCCGCGGUCGCCGACGCCUCGCGGACUGCCAUGGCCAUCCGCUACAGCCUGCUGCCGUACAUGUAUACGCUCUUUGCCGACGCCCACGACACCGGCGCCCCAGUCAUGCGGGCCCUGGCCUGGGAGUUCCCCACCGAGCCCUGGCUGGCCAGUGCCGAUCUCCAGUUCAUGCUGGGCCCGGCCCUGCUGGUCACACCGUGUCUCGAGCAGGGCGCAACGACGGUGAAUGGCGUGUUCCCGGGCGGUUCGAGCAGCGGCUCCGGCAGCUCCGGCAGCUCUUCCGGUUCGGCUUCGGACACGCUCUGGUACGACUGGUACAACCAGACCGCCGUCAAUUCGUCUUGGGUGGCGCCUGGCAACAAUGUCACCAUCGACGCGCCCCUUGGCCACAUUCCCGUCUUUGUCCGCGGUGGCCACGUCCUGCCCAUGCAGAAGCCCGGCAUGACGACUGCCGAAUCACGCGCCAACGAUUGGAACCUACUGGUUGCCCUAGACGCCAAGGGCGGCGCGGUGGGCAAGCUGUACCUCGACGACGGCGAGAGCGUGCACCCCAACGCAACGACCUGGGUGCACUUUGCGGCAUCGUCGGGCCAGCUGACGGCGACGUCCACUGGUAACUACACCUCGAGCGGCAGCAGCAGUGGCAGUGGCAGCGCCCCUGCUCUGGCCAACGUCACCAUCAUGGGUGUGGCCUGCCAACCAUCCAACGUCUCGUGGAAUGGCACUGCCCUCAAGAACACCCAGUGGACCUACGGCAAGAGCACGCAGCUCCUGCAGGUCACUGGCCUGCAGGACAGCACCAGUGCAGGUAUCUGGGACGGCAAGUGGAACCUGUCCUGGGCAUAG
Sporothrix schenckii 1099-18 is the source of this 3174-nucleotide messenger RNA. RefSeq names its product alpha-glucosidase. Gene Ontology annotation, molecular function: hydrolase activity, hydrolyzing O-glycosyl compounds; carbohydrate binding. Lineage: Eukaryota; Fungi; Ascomycota; Sordariomycetes; Ophiostomatales; Ophiostomataceae. Gene Ontology annotation, biological process: carbohydrate metabolic process. Bases 1 to 3174 code for a protein of 1057 amino acids. The transcript has a single exon. The record is from RefSeq and is a predicted model, not a curated record.